GGGGGGGAGUCUAAUUCCUUGAAGGUCCUUGACAGGAAAACAAAACUUGAACGCCCCUUGAUGCAAGUAGUUAUUUCCAACAUUAAAACCCAUCUGUAAGGUUUAAGUGAUCAUAAAUAUGCAACAUAUAUGCGCAUGUAUACAAUAGCUGCCUGUCUCUUUAAGACGAUGUGUUGAGAGGUUCAAGUCGGGGUCACUUGAAGUUCCUGCCCUCAAUUUUACCUUUUAGUUUUAUUAUAGACUGACAUCACACGGGGCGCUAAAACACUUAAGGCGCAUAGAGGCUCCAUUAUCAUCCCGGUGCGCGUUAUUGCUCCGACUCAAAAAUAGCUAAGGAAAUUACUAAAAAAAAAAAAAAAAAAAAAAAGAAAUAGGAGGAAACUGAUGCUGGUCUAAGCACGUAUUUUUUCAUAGGAGGGGAUGAGAAAGAGGGGAGAGGAGGGGCAGAGACACAGAGAGAAAGAGGGAGAGGGAGGAAAGUGGGUGGGAGGACGGACCUAAGGAGCGACAAGAAAUUCAUAUCAAUUAAUAAUCAUAAAAAAAGAGCUGGCAGACGCGCUCGGAAAACUGGCAUGGUUUUUUGGAGGCUGGCAGUUCAAAGCUGAAACGUCAGAUAUGACUCCUAGAGACUGCUGAGAUGAUCAUUAAGGGAGACUUAGAUCGGAUGGCAGAAGACAUCGGGCAUGCAGAUAUCUGUUGUUUCAGGUGGCGGACUGAAGACGAUGCUGGGUGCCAUGGAAGUUCCAAGUCAUGCUAGGGAUCUCCUCCUGCAGCUCAACAGCCAGCGAACCAAGGGCUUCCUGUGUGAUGUUAUCAUUGUGGUGCAGAACGCCCUCUUCAGAGCUCACAAGAACAUUCUGGCUGCCAGCAGCCUCUACUUGAAAUCAUUGGUGGUCCAUGACAAUCUCAUCAACCUCGACCACGAGAUGGUGAGUCCAGGGGUCUUCAGGGUCAUUCUGGACUACAUCUACACAGGCCGUCUUAGUGAUGGAGACCCCACCUCUCCAACUGAACCCAAUCUAGGGGCUGUCUUGGCAGCAGCCAGCUACCUUCAGCUGCUUGACUUAGUGGCUUUGUGCAAAAAGAAGCUGAAAAGAAAUGGCAAAUAUCCUCCCCGCCCAGGUCCUGCAUUUCUGCCCUACCCAAAGAUGGGGCCCAAUAGUAUGGGUUUAGGGAGUGGUGGCAGGUAUAGGGUUUCCACUCCUGUCAUUCAGUCCUGCCCUCCAGGAGGAAUUUUGAAUAGCCACGCAAACCGGGCACCACCACUAGAGGAGCUAGUUCCCCAUCGACUAGCCCUUCAUGCUGGGGAGCUGUAUGCCCCCACCUCCAACCAGGGCUCUCAGGUGUUCCCGUCCCUGCAGUCAGCUCUGCCUGCCCAGCUUGGGCGUUCAGCUCACCCUGAUAGGAACUGCUCCCCCAACUACGGCCUUGAUCUCUCCAAGAAAAGCCCCAACUCUCAAUCUCAGCACACACCCUCUCACUCCCAUCUGGCAAACACUCACAAUGAUGAGGAGCGAGACGGAACUCUGAGUGGCCACACCAGCCCCAUGCAGGGGACGAACGGGAGAGCCUUCCCUUCAGAAAAAAUGGAGUCGACCGACCAGGCAAGCUCUCUCACUCCUCCUCCCAUCCCAUUCUCCCAUCACAACCAGCCUCUUGGCCCACACCUUCCCCAUCUGCAUCGCUCCGGCUCCCAGGGCACAGAUCGCUACCCAUGCCCCCCAAGCCCUGAUACCCCCACAGAAGGUGCAGAAGCAGGCAGAGAAAUGGGCAACAUCUACCGCUGGGUGAAACAUGAGCCACUGUCAUACACAGCUGAAGAUGAUGAUGAGGAUGAGGAUGAGGAAGAAGGUGGUGAAAAUGGAGAACAGCAUCACAACCACCACAAGGCUGGGGAAGAGAGUGAAGGAGCAGACGACAAGAGUGGGUCUGGCACAGAGGAGACAGGCAGCAGUGAAGGCCGUCCGUCCCCGCCUGGAUCGAUGGGGAGGUUCCACAUGCCGUAUGAGCCAGAAAGCUUCGGGGACAAUCUGUACGUCUGCAUUCCCUGUGACAAAGGCUUCCCGAGCUCAGAGCAGCUUAAUGCACACGUGGAGACACACACAGAGGAAGAGCUGUACGGCAACUCUGGUGGUGAGAUGGGAAACAGCAAUAACAGCAGCACCAAAAACAUGACCAAUAAUACAAAUGGUUAUGGGAGCCUGAACAGCAGCAACAGUUUGAACAGUCUGUCCCACUUGGAGACCAAGACCAGCCAGGGUCUGGGUUCAGGGGGCAUCGGAGAGAUGAUUCGACCCUACCGCUGUAACUCCUGUGAGAAGUCCUACAAAGAUCCAGCCACUCUGCGCCAGCAUGAGAAGACCCACUGGCUGACCCGGCCUUACCCCUGCAGCAUCUGCGGCAAGAAGUUCACGCAACGUGGCACCAUGACCCGCCACAUGCGUAGCCACCUGGGCCUUAAACCUUUCGCCUGCGACUCCUGUGGCAUGCGCUUCACCAGACAGUAUCGCCUCACCGAGCACAUGCGCAUCCACUCAGGGGAGAAACCCUAUGAAUGUCAGGUGUGUGGAGGAAAGUUCGCUCAGCAGCGCAACCUCAUCAGCCACAUGAAGAUGCACAGCAGUGGAGGGGCUGGAGGGGGCCUGACCACAGAUGGGAAAUUGAAGCUGGACUUUGCUGAGGGCAUCUAUCCUCUGAGUAAAUACGCAGCAGAGCAUCUGGGGCUGAAGCAGGAGAAGGCGAAUGAGCUUCUCAUCCAAGCCCAGCAACAAAUGGUAGCUGAUGCAAAGGCCAUGGAAAGCCUCUACCCACUGUCCAAGCUGGCCUCGGAGCACCUGGGCCUCUCCCACGAUAAGAUGGAUGUCCUGGGCCAACCCCUCCCCCCUCCCCCACAGGCCCUUUCUGAAGCCCGCACCAUUGACCGCUACUCACCCAGCUAAGACCACAUGACCUGUGUAAAUGGCAAAAUCACCAAAAAGGUCUGUGUGCACACACACAACUUGCAGUAUUCAAAAGCCAUUCACCUCAACUCAGUUUCUCCUCUGCACCUCAGACUCAGACCAAAAGGAAUUGGUCUGUUGAUGCACACCAAAAUGUGUAGACUGUAAGUGCCUUUCUAUGCAUCUAAUGUAUCUUAAAGUCCUCCUUCAUAAAGGAGCGCUGUGCUAUUCCGUGACCAAGAGGGACACUCACUCAAAGAAGUACAGUAUUUAUGUACCGUGUAUGCAAACAAACAAUGAAAAAAAAAAAAAUUACAGCCAUUGAGCCAAAGUGACAAAUUGAACACCAAAAAAAAAAUUGUUUUUAUUUAUUUUUGUAUUAUGGUGAAAUCCAAAGAGAAACUGUUGCAAGGAAAUGUUGCAAUCUGACCCUAAACCUGUGUCCAAAAGGUUGUGUACAAAAAAACAACAACAACAACAACAACAACAACAACAACAAAAAAGCACAUAAGGACAAGAUUCAGGGUUUCGGUCCAGACCUGAGCGGAACUUUUUACCAAAUGAAUAAGCCAACUCUUCUGGACUUUAAAGUAAUGGGAGGAUAUAUAUAUAUUUUUUCUCUUUUUUUUUCUGUUUUUGGGGUACUGGACAAUUUAUGUAUCUCACUCUCCAGCUUUUCCAAAUCAUGUUCCUACUCACCCAAGACGCAAGGAAAUGACUGAACGAUAAGAGCACUUGCUGCAGCAUUUUGGUAAAGUCUCCUCUGCUUUAUUUUCUCCACGUUUUUUUUUUUUUUUUUUCAAGUAACCCACUCCCCCGCAUAUCCGUCGGGGUAAAGGCUCAUACUAUGUGACAGUAAUGGUAGCUUAAUCAGCCUUACAGUCAGUGUGUAACCCCUUCUUGAGCUAAAACUUCCUUUGCAUUUUGACUAACAUCCCUUAGCUUUCAGUUGUUACCGAGAUGCAGUACAGCCCUGUGAUCUCAUAACUGGGACAUGAUUGCACAUACCCAACUGUUGACACACUAAUCCCUGUUCAUGAUGAGUGUAGCUUCAUCUCACAGAGUAGACGAAGCAUGGGUGUUGCCUCUGACCUUUUGUAAUAUUUACAAUUGUGGAUGUGGCUGGGCAGUGAGGCAUGGACCAGGUCAGGAUUAAUGAGUCAGAAAUCUGUCAUUUACUGUCAAGAGAAAUUACUUAAUUCACAGCAGCCUGAUGAUUAAUCGGGUUGUGGCAGUAGUCAGAUACUGCUUUGCCACUCCACUGACCCUUCAUUUGACCUCCCUCCCCUGUAGCCUGUUGUCUGGGAGUCUGCUACUGUUGACAGGCCAAAGUGAGUACUGUACUCAUCCCUUAAAAACGCUCCACACACCACAUGCAUAUAUGCCACCAGCCCCCCCGUCUCUCUCCACACACACAUAGCGAGCUGCUAAUCUGUCCGCGAUAUGAACAUAAGAAGGGGUUUGCGGGUCUUCCCUUGGAAGCCAGCGGAUGAACAGCACAACCCAGCUGCUGUGCCUCAGUAAUCCCUGUGAAAUCUCACUUUCUCCUGGACAAUUCGCACUGCUCGCCAGGCAUGAUGUCCCAUUUCAUGCCUGCCAUCUUACCCCUCUGAUCCACUUAUUAACAUCAUAUCCGACCCCGAGCAAAUGUCUCCUGGUCUCAGCCUCCCUUCCAUGCUGGUAUCAUAUGCGGAAACAAAGAAUGACAUAUUUCUGUGUUGGCUGACCAACAGCUCCUCCAGCUUGAAAACAAAAGAGCACUUAAAGGUUGCGGGUAGACGGCACAUUUUUGUCUUUCAAUGUUUAUUCCAAAAAACAUGCUGGCCUUUUUCUUCUUUUCUUUUUUUUUUUUCUUUUUCCACUUUUACUGGUCCUUUAUUCAGAUUAGAAAUGUCUGACCACUAUAGUGCCAAUGCCAACCUCAGUGGGUGAAUGUGAAGACUAAAGCCAUAAAUACACUGUGAUAGACGUAGUGAAUCUUAAAGGCUUAAAAAAAAAAGAAAAAAAACAACAACAACAAUGUGCCUGACUUUUGGGAUUGUUUUUUUUUUUUUUUAAGUGUAACAAUAAUUUAAGGGCUUCUUCUCUGUAGCAUAUGAUCAUAUCAAACAUGUUGUUUUCUGUCACUUACUUUUCUUUAUUUUUGAUUUUUAACUGAAAGCAGCGCACGUGAAACUGGUGCUUACCUCAGGACUGAACCCAGCAUGGGGACGCUAAGCUUUACUAAACCUUCGUAUAACAAUGUCAACACACACACACACACUUACACACACACACUUACACACACACACACACAUAUGUUUUUUAUUUUCUUAUUAACAGGACAGUUGUCCUGUGUUAAACCUGUGGUUAUUUCUGUGUUUUAUACAUUUCUUGUUACAGUUUUAUGGUGGAGAGAUAACAUGUGAUAUUAACAUUUUUUUUUGUUUUUGUUUUUAUUUUUACUAUGCGGUAUACAUUUUCUAUUGUGUAGUCCUCAAAGAGGCUUGUGUCGGUCUGACCAAUUCCAUUGUUGUAACAUAAGGCAAAGUCAUUUUGGUAGUAUCUUAACUGGCUGUUUGUGAAUAUCUGAACCACACUUUAGCGAGUAAGGUGGCAUUUAUCUUUGGUUUCAGCAAAGUGUUUUUGAAAUGUUUCCACAAGACGUGAUGCAUCAUACUUACCUAAACAGACGAGCAGCGGCUUCGCUGAAAAAAAAAAAAAAAAAAAAAAAAAAAAAACCCAGCCUCGUAUUGUUUGACCCCUUUUCUCCAGAGGUUAGUGAACUUUAGAUGUGAGUCAGGCUGAGGCCGUACAUGCACACAAACACACAGGAAGCCAGCUUGUUUUGGAUGAGUAUUUAGGACUCUUGUCUGUUAAGCUCUGCAACAAAUAGAAAAAAAAAUAAAUAAAUAAAAGAAACAGUUUUAACAGUAAGAUCAUGUGCAUACGUGUUAAAAAAAAAACAGGCGGAUGUCAGACGUGGGAAUUUCAGUCCACUCCUUCUCCUUCUCAUUCACGAGUUUAAAUGAAAACCUGUCUCCUCCUUUUCCCUGCCAUUAAAAUAACACAAAGUGUUCCCACUGUCACUUCAAAUCUGUGCAGGAGGGAAGAGCAAGAUAAUGCCUGAACAUUUCUGUAGGAUGUGCACCGCCUGAAAUGUGCUUGAUUGCAUUAAUGCGUAUGACAGACAAGAGGAGGAGGUUUGUGUAUCUAUAGAGAGGGGAAGCGCUCACUUGUCUGUUUGUAUGUCCCCAUGCUAUUCGAACAUAUGAACGGCCUAUUAAUGCACGUCCUGGGAAUAGAGCUGGUGUGAAGGAGAAGAGCUGAGGAGCAGGAAGUGAACUUUUGCCUGGUGUGUUGUGUUGAGCAGGAUGUGCCGUGUGUUUCUGCUCAGAGGCAGAUAGAGAGACGGAGAAUGGGGAGGGAGAGGAGCAGGGAGAACGCAGCAGGGUGGACGCGAGCCAUUGUCUCAGUAUGAAAGCCUGUUCGUACUUCUAAAACUCUCCAUUCAGAAAACAAGUAGACUGUAUCUUCUCUUUUCCUUCCCCUUUUUGCUCUUUGGGAAUAAACCUCUGCUCAGUAUCACAGUGAUACGACAUCGCGGGCUUUCAAGGGCUGCGCGGUGAGGAAGCCAUUCAGACAUUUUGUUACAAUUCGAGGAUGUUGUGGAUUACAUUUUUUUGGCAUCCUUUUGGUUGGAGGAAUUCAUUAAAAUAUUUUCUCCAUAUUGUCUAUAUUUUCUGAAAAAUCAGGACAUGGCUGAUCAGUAUGAAGGGCCUGGAAGCUGUAAUGCACAUCAUAAUUAAAAAAGGCAGUAUUUCUUUUUGCUCUGCGGUUGCUUCAAUUAGUAAAAUAAAAUUACAAGAGCCUUGUUUCAAUUAACUGAUGUAGCCACUCACCCCAAGGGAGCUUAAGCCAUAUGCCUUUGUUAAUUUUUAUUUAUAUAACACACCAACCCAGAAAACAUCUCACUGCCACCAAAGUGGUUUAGAUGAUGUUUUGAAAGUAGUAAAAUUAGGCAUUGAAAGCAAUUAAUUAGUUACAUUAAUUGAUUUAAUGAAAUAUAAAUGAGUGCAGUAAGACAAACCACCAGCUAUGACGUUUUUUUUUUUUAUUUUAUAUUGUUUUUUAGCCCAUUUCAUUCCUUUCUAAUGUUGUUAUGGCAACCAUCCCAGGCCCGUAACUUUUAUAACACUAACAAUAUAGAAGUAAAAAAUGAUCUGGACGUGUUCCAGAGGCCCUGCGUAGACCAAAAAUGGUUCAAUGUAAAAAAAUGCAAAGUAUGCCUUUAAGCUUUCUACCAGCGGCUGCAGGCUGGGGUCACCUAUGUGACUCUGACAGGCCGAAUAGUCCUGAUCUGCAAUCAUACCGCUGUUUGACAUUUAUUGUAUUUCACAAAGUGUGCCAAAAGGACUGAAGCAGUUAGCAGACAUCGCAGAUGCUCAAAACAAAACCCAGCGACAAGCUUUGUAGUUUCCAUGCGUUGCAUUGUUGAGCUAAGCUUCUGACCAACUUUGACUUUGCCUUGUUAUGAAAGCCAUUAUCUGUGUGGUUGAUCAUGAGAGCACAGUUGCAGACAUGCCACUAUUGUCCAGUGUACAUAUUUCUUUUUAUGAGGACUCAUUUAAAUGUAAACUAGAGCCAAAUAAUAUCAAUAAUCAAGUCUUAUUUUGGUGUUCAAACCAAAAACCGCAUCUUAAGUCGACCAAUACAAAUGUGCCUUCAGUAUAUUACGCAUCGACGGUUCUGCAAUAACUUGUAUGCAUGUGUGUGUGUGUGAGUGUGUAGGUGUUCUGAUGUGGCCACAUAGUGCACCUGUCCAUUUACAUGUCUGAGUGCCUUUCCCACAGUGUAGCAGGGUGAAGUACAAGGGAGAGAUUUGACACUUUCAAGAGUCUUUAUUACAAGCAGCUGCUUUAGAUUUAUUUCCCCCGAACUGCACUUUUCUGGAAAAAUCAUUGUAUUGUGAUUUUUUUAUUACUCUCAUGAUCCCCUAGAAGUCCCACAAUUGCCUUUCCUCUGGCACUUUGCUUCCUUCGCUUUCCUCCUCUUCCUCCCUCCAGUGCAGAGCUUGGCCACGCUUGUUCACCGCCCUUGUUACCUCAAAGCACAGCUUCCCUCCUCACCUCUCUCUGUCCCUUCUCUCUUCUUACACUCAACACAAACCGCUGACCCACAGCGCCCGCUGCCUCCCUCCUCUCCCAUGAUCCACUUACUUCCAGCUGUUUUUCAUGCUGUAGAAGACAGUUGUCUAAAUGUUUAUGUGAAGAGCUACUUUCUUUUUCUUUAAGCCCUGAUCAAUUUCCAAAAUGAACUUUGUGGCAUGUGUUAAAAUACAGCAGAUGAUGGGCCAAAUAAAAAAAGUCUGACAUCGUUAUUGUAUUCUGAUCCUCAGGCCAAGAAACGGCUUACAAAGGGAGAUUAAAGACAGCAUAUCGUUGUAGAGGAAAUGCAGAAUAAUGUGAGGGGAAAUGUUCGGGGGAAAAUAUGCUCAGAAAGAUGCCAGUAAAGUAAACAUGUAUGAAAUUGCACAAUUGAGCCGGGCCUCGGCUGCACCAGCCAAGUCAUGCGCUGAGAUGGAGAGAGUAAGAGAGAAGAGCUGAGAGGAGAAGAAACAGAAACAGAGAGAAAAAUGACUUGUGCUUGAUAGCCAUAACUUUCGGUAAACAACAAAGAAAAGCUGGUUUGCUUUGUGUGUCUCCUUUUUUCCCCCCACCUCGUUCUCGGAGUUUACUCUCUGUUUCAUUUCCCUCUCGUAGGAAAUAAUCUGGUGAGGAAAUGAAGUUUUUUUUUUUUUUUUUUUUUUUUUUUUUUUUUGCCUUUUCAUUGUUGAUUGCUGCGGGUCAUUGUCAAGGUUUUAUAAUGUUAACGUCCAUGUCAGCGUACCCUCAGAGAUGUCAUCCUUUUUCCAGACCUAACAAUUAUCACCCAAUCAGCAGAUGACCCGCAGUAGGCUCUUUGUAGUUGAACGGGGCACGAGGGUUCUGGCGGCUCGUAGUGUCCUCCAUCUGUUUGGCUUGGAUCUCUGUUUCUGUUACUACCUUGAACACAUACAACACAGAAUAAGUGGGCUUUGAAUCUUUUUUUUUUUUCGUUUUUACAGUGUACAACUUCUGCUCCAGAGGUUUAAAUGGAAAGACAAACAAAGAGCAAGGACAAAACAAGCAGGAAUUUGAAAGAGGGAAAGUUGUUCGGGGUGAAGAUUUGAUUGUAUAUCUCAUACUCACACACAUAUAACAGAUGCACACACACACACACACACAUACAGCUGGAUGGCAGACCGCUGCUCCAGAUUAGGUCAGAUUUAAUUAGGCUGCCCUGCUCCGUUUGGAGUGUCGCUUCUUGUAGAAAAAGCCAUUAUUAAAAGAAAAGGUGAUUCCACUGACGGCUUCACUCUCUAAAACCUGUGCCAAAAUGUUACAGAGCCUCAGGGUCCUCACACAAAGAUACACACAUACGUACACAAAGACACACACGCACAAAACAUGUAUUCUGAUUUUUGGGGAGAGAAAAAAAAAGGUUAUGUGUAUAGAAAUGAUGGAUUAUGAUUUAAUGAAGAUCACUGUGAUAUUUUGAGGUGGUUGUAUCCGGCUGGUUGUGGUUCACGGAUAAGAAGGUUCAGCAGCAGUAACACAGACUGCCACGCAGACAGUAGUCGCUGUGGAUAGAUGGAAAAAAAAAAGAAAUACAUGACAGAAUACAUACAUCACCAAUUUACAAUGGAAAUUAGAUUUUGCAGUAGGAAGACAGGAUCUUAUUUCAUGAAGCAGACGUCCGUGUAACAUUCAAUAAUGUGUUUCAUUUCAAAGUGUUUCAUUUUGUGGUUUUAUACCAUGAAAACAAUUAAAAGCAAUACAUUAAACCAAACAGUAUUUUUGCAUUUUCUGCAUUUCAUUGUCAAUAUUGAUCUUACUUUGCUUUAGUGAAAUGAAUGUAUUUAUUGCAUGUCAAAAUGUUUUAUAGUUAAUUUUUUUUUUUGUGUGUGUGUAAAUUUCAAUUGUGGGUUUUUAUAAUAAUUUCAUUUAAUUAUGGUGUCUUGAUAAAAUCAUGUUGAUAAGGCUUUUAUUUUUUUAAAAGCCAAUGUGAAUUAUGUCAUGUUUUUUUUGUUUGUUACUAUACUCAAAAUCAACUUGGCAAUAAAGUGAAUUGCAUAACGGA
Larimichthys crocea (large yellow croaker) is the source of this 10079-nucleotide messenger RNA. It is a transcript of the gene hic1, whose product is annotated as hypermethylated in cancer 1. The transcript has 2 exons. The coding region runs from base 684 to 2939 and encodes 751 amino acids. NCBI's taxonomy places the organism in Eukaryota, Metazoa, Chordata, Actinopteri, Sciaenidae. Gene Ontology annotation, cellular component: nucleus. Gene Ontology annotation, biological process: regulation of transcription by RNA polymerase II. The record is from RefSeq and is a predicted model, not a curated record. Gene Ontology annotation, molecular function: protein binding; DNA-binding transcription factor activity, RNA polymerase II-specific.